UUUACUGUAGAAGAUGAAAGCUCGGGCGUGGAAGUGAGGUCAGAGAGGCGGCUGUGCCUUGGGGAAGGAGGAGCUGUUCAGGCUUGGCGGUGUUAGUGCUGGCAAGAACUCCACAGAAGCUUUGGUCCCACUCUUUUCCUUGUGGAAACUGAGGCCUGCAAGUGGGUGAUUUGUGGCAGUGGCCCUGCCAGGGUCCUUAUUCCAUUCCUCUAACACAUCCAGCGCUGGUCCUGCCCUGCGUGAGGGCACAGAUCAGGUGUAGUGGCUGCUGGUUAGCUGGAAACCUCCAAGUCCCAGCCAGAACAUACCCAACGCUCAGCGGGUUUGGUCCCAGUUGGCAACGUUGGUAGCCGGGACGGAUGUGUAACGUGUGUUCCUAGGGAACGCUGGAAAUGCUGUACUUUAUUUGGGAGCAGGACAGAGCUUUGGAACUUUCAAGCUCUCUUGGCUACAGAUGGCUGGAAGCAGAGCAGCGUAGGUUCACUGUGUCCUGGUGCUCCCCCGCCCUGCAACCCAACUGGGCCAGCUUAGAAGUUCCUGCGGACAUUCAAUCACGAACAUUUGCAGAUGCUCUCCAACGCCGCAACCAUCCUAGACACGGCCCAGUGUCCUCUCAGUGGGGAUGUGCUAGGGCACAGAGAGACAGUCGGGACACGCUCUCCCAGCCUUGUGGGCGUCAGCUGGUUUGGUUCCGCCCGUAGACCUCCGUGAGGACGGCCACGCGUGGACCAGAGUCAGAGAACCACAGAGAGGCUCACUGCCCGGCGCACAGUCCUCAACGUUCAGCUGGCGCCGGCGGGAGCCAAGAGUCCAAAUUAGGCAACGCGUGGAAACAGUUCUGCGCAUGUGCAGGAGGCGCCGGAGUUUCACUUUGUAACUUUUAAGUGGUGGGGACGCCGCCCCGCCCCGCCAGGGAGAGAAGACAUAAUGACCAGCUCCCCAUUCCUGGAUCCCUGGCCAUCUAAGGCUGUAUCUAUCCGUGAGCGUCUGGGUCUUGGGGACCGUCCCAAUGACUCCUAUUGCUACAACUCAGCCAAAAACAGCACUGUGCUCCAAGGGGUCACCUUUGGAGGCAUCCCCACUGUCCUGCUCCUAGAUGUUGGUUGCUUUCUGGUUUUAAUACUGGUGUUUUCCAUCAUAAGGAGAAAAUUCUGGGAUUACGGCCGCAUAGCCCUGGUAUCAGAAGCAGGCAGUGAGGCCAGAUUCCGGAGACUGUCAUCUUCUUCCUCAGGGCAACAAGACUUUGAAAGUGAACUGGGAUGCUGCUCUUGGCUAUCGGCCAUCUUCCGCCUACAUGAUGACCAGAUCCUGGAGUGGUGUGGAGAAGAUGCCAUCCACUACCUGUCCUUCCAGAGACACAUCAUCUUUCUGCUGGUGGUGGUUAGCUUCUUGUCCCUGUGCGUCAUCUUGCCUGUCAACCUCUCAGGAGACUUGCUAGAUAAGGACCCUUACAGCUUCGGGAGGACAACAAUAGCAAACCUGCAGACAGACAAUGACCUCCUCUGGCUGCACACUGUCUUCUCCGUCAUCUACCUCUUCCUCACCGUGGGCUUUAUGUGGCACCACACACGGUCCAUCAGAUACAAAGAGGAGAGUCUGGUGAGACAGACCUUGUUCAUCACAGGACUCCCCAGAGAAGCCAGAAAGGAGACCGUGGAGAGUCACUUCCGGGAUGCGUAUCCCACAUGUGAGGUGGUGGACGUCCAGCUGUGCUACAGCGUGGCUAAGCUGAUAAACCUGUGCAAAGAGAGGAAGAAGACCGAGAAGAGCCUUACCUAUUACACAAACCUGCAGGUGAAGACAGGCCGACGGACCCUCAUCAACCCCAAGCCUUGUGGCCAGUUCUGCUGCUGUGAAGUACAAGGCUGUGAGCGGGAAGAUGCUAUUUCUUACUACACUCGAAUGAAUGACAGCCUGACCGAGAGAAUUACAGCGGAAGAGUGCCGGGUCCAGGACCAGCCCCUAGGAAUGGCCUUUGUCACCUUCCGUGAGAAGUCCAUGGCUACCUUCAUACUGAAAGACUUCAACGCCUGCAAGUGCCAGGGCCUCAGGUGUAAAGGGGAACCCCAGCCAUCCUCCUACAGCAGAGAGCUCUGCGUCUCCAAGUGGUCGGUCACCUUUGCCUCCUAUCCUGAGGACAUCUGCUGGAAGAACCUCUCCAUCCAGGGUGUGCGGUGGUGGCUCCAGUGUCUGGGCAUCAACUUCUCCCUGUUUGUGGUGCUGUUUUUCCUGACCACACCUUCCAUUAUUAUGUCUACCAUGGACAAGUUCAACGUCACCAAACCCAUCCAUGCACUGAACAACCCCGUCAUCAGCCAGUUCUUCCCCACACUCCUGCUGUGGUCCUUCUCCGCACUGCUCCCAACUAUUGUGUACUACUCCACACUGCUGGAGUCUCACUGGACAAGGUCAGGGGAAAACCGGAUCAUGGUGUCGAAGGUCUACAUAUUCUUGAUCUUCAUGGUGCUGAUUCUGCCCUCCCUCGGUCUCACCAGCUUGGAUUUCUUCUUCCGGUGGCUCUUUGACAAAACUUCCUCCGAUACCUCUAUCAGACUAGAGUGUGUCUUCCUGCCGGACCAGGGUGCCUUCUUUGUGAACUACGUCAUCGCUUCAGCCUUCAUCGGCAGCGGCAUGGAGCUGCUGCGGCUGCCCGGCCUCAUCCUCUAUACCUUCCGCAUGAUCAUGGCCAAGACGGCCGCUGACCGCAGGAAUGUUAAGCAGAACCAGGCCUUUGAAUACGAGUUUGGAGCCAUGUAUGCGUGGAUGCUGUGCGUCUUCACCGUCAUCAUGGCUUAUAGCAUCACCUGCCCCAUCAUUGUGCCCUUUGGCCUCAUCUACAUCCUGCUGAAGCACAUGGUGGACCGGCAUAACCUGUACUUUGCUUACCUCCCGGCCAAGCUGGAGAAGAGGAUCCACUUUGCUGCCGUGAACCAGGCCUUGGCUGCUCCCAUCCUCUGCCUCUUCUGGCUUUUCUUUUUCUCCUUCCUCCGUCUGGGUCUGACCGCCCCUGCCACUCUGUUCACCUUCCUGGUGGCUCUGCUCGCCAUUCUGGCCUGCCUGCUCUACACCUGCUUUGGAUGCUUCAAGCACCUCAGCCCAUGGAACUACAAGACGGAGGAACCAGUUGGUGACAAAAGAAAUGAAGCUGAGGCCCAUGCGCCCCCGCCAUUCACACCCUAUGUGCCUCGGAUUCUGAACGGUCUGACCUCAGAGAGGACAGCACUGUCCCCACAGCAGCAGCAGACCUACGGUGCCAUCCGUAACAUCAGUGGGACUCUGCCUGGACAGCUCGUGGCUCAAGAUCCUAGUGACACUGUGGCUGGUGUCUACCAGGAAUCCUAAGAAUGGGCAAACUGGAGCAAGCCGGUCUGGCAGGCUGGGCGCACCUCGGAAUACUGAGGGACACUAGGGGCUAGUGCCCCAGUCAGGCUCUUGAGGGUUUUGCUGUUUAAGGCUCCUGCCUUGUGAGAAGUGGGAACCAGCAGGUCUUGGGACUUCGGUCCUUGGCUGAGGGUAUACGGUGGGACUGCUGUCCCUAAGCGCCAUCUGUAGGUUUCUUUUCUGUUCCCAGUGUGGGGAACAUUUGCAGCUCCCUCCUGUGGUCAUCUGAGGAAAUGCACUUUUGUUCCCGCAUCCACUGCUAGGGAUGCUAUGCAGUGGGCAUGACAUCCCUGGUGGUUUGCAGCCAAGGUCACAUGUUGGAAUUUUGCCUUAGAAUGAUCAUAUCUGGAGACUACAGGUUGAUGGAGAGAUGCGUCCAGGGAAGACUUGGUCCCUCUGAGUCCUGGAGCACUGCUUAGCCUUCUGCAAGCCCUGCAGCGGUUGGGUCUGAGAUGGAGCCCACGUGACUCCAGGAUCCGUGGAUUCGCUAUAGGGUCCAGGAAUAUCUUGUUCUUGUUGAGGGCAACAGGGCAGCAGGCUACGGCCCACGGGCUUUGUAGCCGCCUCUGCACCUGCUGUGCUUCUGGGUUUUUGUAUCAUGUUCCCUGAGAUUCUGUGAUGGGGUCGGCAGACAGGGACACUAAUAAAGUACCCACUGGGCUGGCCGUGAGACCCCACCUCUCGUGCCUUUCCCAGGUUAAUGUACGGUU
Molecule: messenger RNA, 4091 nt
Organism: Rattus norvegicus (Norway rat)
Lineage: Eukaryota; Metazoa; Chordata; Mammalia; Rodentia; Muridae
Gene: Tmem63a
Product: transmembrane protein 63a
Biological process (GO): monoatomic cation transmembrane transport; monoatomic ion transmembrane transport
Cellular component (GO): endomembrane system; membrane
Molecular function (GO): nucleic acid binding; calcium-activated cation channel activity
Source: RefSeq, a predicted model, not a curated record